AGCGAAACUGAGCGCCAGCCCCAGUCGUAGUUCGUACGGAACAGUUCACGCAUCUCGAACACUGAGAUGUUUUUACGUUGUGUUAGCAUUAUCGCGAUUGCGAUCUCUGCUUCUGUGGUAGUUUGUGACGAAACGGUGCUCGUACAAACCGAAAAUGGUCCGCUGAGAGGAGCGAAACGAGGCCAGUACUAUGCAUUCGAAGGGAUACCCUACGCCAAGGCUCCAUUGGGUGAGCUCAGACUGGCUCCGUCUGAGCUGAACGAUGCACGCUGGGAGAAUCCUAGAGACGCGACCACACCGGGACCGGUUUGCCUUCAAUGGAGCCAUUUUGAGGAGGGAGACGAUCGAAGCACCGGCGAGGAGGAUUGUUUGUUUAUGAAUAUCUACACUCCCGCGCUGAAGCCGUCCGAACCCUUGCCAACGAUCUUUUUCAUUCACGGAGGAGCGUUCAUGUUUGGGAAUGGAGAUUUCUAUGAACCGGAUAACGUGAUGAACAAUCGCAUGGUUUUGGUCACCUUCAACUACCGUUUGGGACCGUUGGGUUUUCUCAGCACCGAGGAUGAUGUGAUUCCCGGCAAUUUCGGCUUGAAGGAUCAAGUGACGGCGCUCAAGUGGGUUCGUCAAAAUAUUGCCAACUUCGGAGGGGAUCAAAACAGUAUCACGAUGGUUGGAUAUUCGGCCGGGUCGGCUAGUGUCCAGCUCCACUAUCUAUCGUCGAUGUCUCGUGGUUUAUUCAAGAAUGGCAUUGGUCACAGUGGCUCGGCACUUAAUCCGUGGGUGCUAGCGGAAAAUUCAGCGGAUAAGGCCAGCAUGGUUGCUGCUGGUGUCGGAUGCCCAACGUCGUCAAGCGAGAGGAUGCUCGAGUGCUUGAGAUCGAAGCCAGCUAAAGACGUCGUGCGAGCGGUUGAGCCGUUGUUUGAUUUUCUGUACAACCCAUUUUCGCCACUCGGUGUGGUGAUUGAAAAGAAGUCCAAAAAUAACCCCGAACCAUUCCUAGCUGACCACCCGUAUAAGAUGAUGAAGAGAGGAGAGUUCUACCGCGUGCCAAUGCUUCUUUCCGUUUCCCAAGCGGAGGGAUUGUAUCCGGGUGCGGAGUUCGCAAGUAAAACUGAGUAUCUGGAGACCAUCAACAGCAAUUGGAAUAAGCUUCUGCCAAGCAUUUUGGACUAUCAAACUUCGUUGCGAAGCGAUGAAUCUCAGCGCAACGAGAUAAGUCGUGCGAUAAGAGAACGCUAUUUGGGUGAUAAAGAUUUGAAUCGUAACAAUUUUCGAGAUUUUUUAAAGAUAAUUUCCAACCGCCUCUACUUUGCGGGCGUAGUAAAAUCGGCCAAAUUGAUGCAGGCGUAUAUUCCAGUUCAUUUCUACUAUGGAAUGUACAAAACUAAAUUCGCGGUCGGAGAAUACCUGGCCAAAUCUAUGGAAAACUUCGGAGUCGCCCACGGGGAAGAUGUGUUGUUAGUGUUCAAAACUGAGUUACGAGACGAGAUACCGUACACAGAAGAGGAGCUUUUGGUUGGUGCUAAAUUUGUGGAAAUGUACGAAAAGUUUGCCCGAGAGAGUGUCGCCAAAUUCGGAGAGUACGAGAUUCCACGGAUGGAAGGAAAGGACGCUUUACGUUUUUUGGAAAUUAAUUAUCCAGCCAGUGAACUGCGGACUGCACGACAACUUAGUGAUGAGGAUUUCUGGAAUCAGCUGAACUUUAAUGAUGGUAUGCCAGUCGAUGCUACUUCGUCAGUUAAAAACGAGCUAUGAUCUCGCUCUUAUACAAUUAAAUAAAUGUUAAACAUCGAUCAACAUUGAAUUAAAACCAUGGUAUGCAUAACAAUAAUAAAUGAGGAUUAAGCUGCGCUUU
Messenger RNA from Toxorhynchites rutilus septentrionalis, 1852 nucleotides. RefSeq names its product carboxylic ester hydrolase-like. Bases 67 to 1752 code for a protein of 561 amino acids. The record is from RefSeq and is a predicted model, not a curated record. The transcript is spliced from 2 exons. NCBI's taxonomy places the organism in Eukaryota, Metazoa, Arthropoda, Insecta, Diptera, Culicidae.